Messenger RNA from Oncorhynchus keta (chum salmon), 6469 nucleotides. RefSeq names its product activin receptor type-2A. Gene Ontology annotation, molecular function: activin receptor activity; ATP binding; activin binding. The record is from RefSeq and is a predicted model, not a curated record. The coding region runs from base 1120 to 2679 and encodes 519 amino acids. Gene Ontology annotation, biological process: activin receptor signaling pathway; cellular response to growth factor stimulus; protein phosphorylation. The transcript has 11 exons. NCBI's taxonomy places the organism in Eukaryota, Metazoa, Chordata, Actinopteri, Salmoniformes, Salmonidae. Gene Ontology annotation, cellular component: activin receptor complex; plasma membrane.
ACACCAAACGCCAUCUUGAAACUGUGGAACUGGUCACAGGAGAGGGAAACGUUGAGGAUAUUGCACGCUUGGGAAAAUGCUGUACUGCCGUUCUUGUCCUCGAUACACUCAUGACUUGACAGCAGCGUGUUGACAAAACUUAUUCGCUGUUGAUUUCAUGUGCGUUUCCCAACGACGUGUCUGAUAACAUUUUGGUUGCUCCAAAGCUGCAAUUGGAUACGAUUUUUACAGGCACUGGUUGCCAGCUUUUACGGUGUGCACAACUAGCUCGUAAAAGCCAACUGACAGAACACAUUGCAGUCCAUUGGGAAGGGGAAAUACAAUGUUUCUUUUUGGAAUUGGAUUAUGCGCUAGCAUAACGUUAACCUUACAUUUUGGAAGGUGAAGACAUCGUCGUGAGGACCAAGACAUGAGAUGUAUCAAAUAUAACGUUAGUCCACGAAAGGUGGUGUAUUUAAACGUCUUUCUUAUCUAGCUAGCUGACGUUAGAUCAUUUACGAUAUCUAGAAAACUACGUAAUUUUAAACUACCUGAAGCUAGCUAUCCAGCUAAGAUUGCGGGUUAAUUAGAUAUGUUCAAUGAUAUUGUUGCUAAUUUGACUGCUUAUCACAUUUACCUGGUUUCGUCUAACUAGGUAAAUGAACAAGAUUGAAUGUAAAGAAAGGGAACAUUAAUGUUAAACACAGUGGAAUAGUUGCCUAGUAUUAUUGCUAGCAACUAGUGCUGUAAGGAGCUACGGAUAGUUAGACCAACCUGCAACAAGUCAGUCAUUCGCUAUGGUUUUAACCAUUUUGUAGCCUCUCGCGAGCUACACAAGUAUCACCUCUUCCAUAUUUUUGGACAUAAUUCUUCAGGACCUUCAACUGUGUAACGUAGUAGCAAGCCUCGUGGCUGGCCAGUGGAUAUUUUGGAGUGGGUCUUCUCAACAAACACCUGUCAACUGGAAAGUCCGUGUUUAAUACCACACUAUGUUGACAAUACUAGCUUGCAAACUAGCUGGCUAGUUGCAUUUUUUUUUUUUUUUUGCACAGACCUCCACAACACACAGUGGAGGAGCAAACCUUUGCAGCUGUGUGUUGUUUAUUUCCCGGAAAUAAAGGGAUUUCAAUUGGAUUGAAAAUGGGAGCUGCUAGUGAGCUGGCGUUUGCUGUUUUUCUCAUCUCGUUUUCCUCAGGUGCAAUCCUGGGUCGCUCGGAGACACAGGAGUGCGUUUACUACAACUCUAGCUGGGAGAAGGAGCGAACCAACCGCAGUGGCAUCGAGCCUUGCUACGGAGAUAAGGACAAGAGGCUCCACUGCUUCGCCACCUGGAAAAACACCUCGGGAACUAUCGAGAUCGUCAAGCAGGGCUGCUGGCUGGACGAUGUCAACUGCUAUGACAGUAGUGAAUGUGUGGAGACGAAAGAGAGUCCGGACGUCUUCUUUUGCUGCUGCGAAGGCAACAUGUGUAACGACAAGUUCCUCUACAGCCCCGACACGCAGGCUGUCCAAAGUAAGUCGUCAUCGACCUCCAACCCGUUUUCCCAGAAGCCUCAGCUGUUCAACACCCUGCUGUACUCUCUGGUGCCCAUUAUGGGCAUCGCCGCCAUCGUCAUCUUCUCCUUCUGGAUGUACCGUCAUCACAAGCUGGCAUACCCCCCCGUCCUGGUGCCAACACAGGACCCACUGGGGCCACACACCCCUCCCUCUCCCAUCAUGGGGCAGAAGCCACUGCAGUUGAUCGAGAUCAAAGCCAGGGGGCGCUUCGGCUGUGUGUGGAAGGCUCAGCUCCUCAAUGACUACGUGGCUGUCAAGGUCUUCCCCAUUCAGGACAAGCUGUCAUGGCAGAACGAGUAUGAGAUCUACAGCCUGACUGGGAUGAAACACGAGAACCUGCUCCACUUUAUCGGUGUGGAGAAGAGAGGCAACAACAUGGACAUAGACCUCUGGCUCAUAACAGCCUAUCACGACAACGGCUCUCUGACUGAUUACCUGAAGGCCAAUGUGGUGUCGUGGAACGAGCUGUGCCACAUCUCCCAGACCUUGGCCCGUGGCCUGGCCUAUCUCCACGAGGACAUCCCUGGGCUGAAGGACGGACACAAGCCCGCCGUCGCACACAGGGACAUGAAGAGCAAGAAUGUGCUUCUGAAGAACAACCUGACAGCCUGCAUAGCGGACUUCGGCCUGGCCCUGAAGUUUGAAGCUGGGAAGUCAGCAGGAGACACCCACGGCCAGGUGGGCACGAGGCGCUACAUGGCCCCUGAGGUGCUGGAGGGGGCCAUCAACUUCCAGAGAGACUCCUUCCUGAGGAUAGACAUGUACGCCAUGGGGCUGGUGCUGUGGGAGCUGACCGCUCGCUGCACCGCUGCAGACGGUCCUGUGGAUGAGUACACACUGCCCUUCGAGGAGGAGGUCGGCCAGCACCCGUCUCUAGAGGACAUGCAGGAGGUGGUGGUCCACAAGAAGCUACGGCCCUGCCUCAGAGAGUGCUGGCAGAAACACAUAGGCCUGGUGAUGCUGUGUGAGACCAUCGAGGAGUGCUGGGAUCACGAGGCCGAGGCGAGGCUCUCGGCAGGCUGCGUGGAGGAACGCAUCAUCCAGAUGCAACGCCAGACCAACAUCAUCGCCCCCGAGGAGAUUGUCACCGUUGUCACCAUGGUGACCAACGUGGACUUCCCUCCCAAAGAGUCCAGCCUAUGAAUGGACGAACAUUGACUGGACGUGUCAGGUGGUGGACAUGGAGCUAUUUUGAUUGGAUGUUUUCAGGUAUACAUUGAUCAACCAGAGUGGCCCGUUCAGGAUCAUGAACUCUGGAUGAUCCCGGGUUAAACUCUGACCCCUGACCCCCUCAGAUGGGUGUGCUGGCGUGGUGUGUUUUAGUGCUGUGCGCUACACUACUGUCAUUCAGGAAAUACCUGGCUGUGCCCACCAACACUGGUUUGGUUUCUACCCACUUCAUAGUAUCAUGAUGUGUUGGACUCCCAUAGCGAGCCUCAAACUGUCAAAAAGAAUCCUUCAAAAGAACACAAACCCUGUGAGCUGGGCAAAAGGGAUAUUUUCUAUAUGAAGAAAACACUAGGACCUCCUAACAGACUUCUGUUCUAUUUUCUAAGAAAAAGAAGAGGAAGAGUAUGGACUCUACAAGACGAACUCUCACAGCUCAGAAAAGGGCAACUUGUUUUAAAAUUCCUUUGCUGUUUUCUUUCUGUGUUUAUAUGAUAAUGAUAAUGACAAUUGUAAUGCCAAUAAGAAACAGCUUCUGAAUGUCACGUGUACUGCUGCUGUACAUAAUAUCAAAACAAUGGUAAUCAAGGUUUAUUUUAGGGGGGGUGAUCCAUUUCCAAGCAUUACUACUUCGAAAGCAAAACCAUAGACCUCCCUCAAGUCAACACGGUAUACCUCAGUUCCAUCUUCAUUACAACACUACAACCAUAGAAGUAGAACUACUAUUGUUGCUAGUUCUGUUAAUUCUAUUUCUAUGAUUACAACAAUCUCUCUGUAAACUAUUCAGAUGACAUCAUUACUUUGGUAUUAUUGAACUAUAUACUGUACAGCUGUGGCAGGUGAAAAUAUAAUAAUUAUCACCACAGUUUUUAAAACUAGUCUGCCAAGAGAUGUAUGACCAUGAAUUUACGCGAGCCUUCUUGUUUUUCUUUGCGAGAAUUCUUUUUGAGCAUUAUUUUGUCCUUCCUUGCUGUUUUAAUUUGUUUUUAUUGUAAACAUUUUAAUCCUACAUUUUAAGAGUAUUUCAAUAACCCCCUAAGUCAUUGAAAAUUAUAUUAUAUUUUUUAAACACUUAUUUUGGCUUGCUGUGUCAACCGAGUAUUUAAUGAUGUGAGCAUGCCUUUUGGUUAUCCUUUGAUCUUCUUUUUAAAAAAGCUCAGGAAGCUACUCUUCUGUCUCGACUCCCUAGUUAUUACCCAUCUUUAUCUCCCAGUCCCUAGCUACUACCCUUACGUCUCACCCUGUCUGUAGCUACUACCCUUACGUCUCUCCCUGUCUGUAGCUACUACCCUUCUGUCUCACCCUGUCUAGCUACUACCCUUCUGUCUCAACCUGUCUGUAGCUACUACCCUUCUGUCUCACCCUGUCUGUAGCUACUACCCUUCUGUCUCACCCUGUCUGUAGCUACUACCCUUCUGUCUCACCCUGUCUAGCUACUACCCUUCUGUCUCACCCUGUCUGUAGCUACUACCCUUCUGUCUCACCCUGUCCGUAGCUACUACCCUUCUGUCUCACCCUGUCUGUAGCUACUACCCUUCUGUCUCACCCUGUCCGUAGCUAUUACCUUUCUGUCUCACCCUGUCCGUAGCUACUACCCUUCUGUCUCACCCUGUCCGUAGCUACUACCCUUAUGUCUCUCCAGUCCCUAACUACUAGCCUUCUGCUUUGAGACGCGGGUGAACCAUCUCUUCCUGGUGUCAUCUCAACCAUAGCGUUAAAACAUCUCUACUUCUAGCCUCUCUAUCAUCUCAACUCGGUUGAGCCUUUAAUCAGUGUGACAACGUUACUACUGUAGACCCACCCUGGGCAAAACUUGGAUGUCUCUCGUCGUCCUUCCGGAAUUUGAUUUGUGAAUGUGUUCCAUUUCUAGCUUGUUGUAUGAGCUCAGAUUUGUCUUCUGGGUGACAUUGACACGGAUGAUGAUGCGUUCAUCUUUGCAUUCUCUCUCUUCACACCUAGUCAGUGUUUAAACUGGAACUACAACAACGUUCAGGGAUUCAAUACUAUGCUUUUCAGUAAUUACUACAGUAUAUGCAACUCGUGCAGAAUGGUGCAAGUGCGUACAUACUUGUAUUGCUGCAGGAGCGACUUUCACACCACUGUAGCAUUUUUUUAAACAGUUAAUCUUGUCUAUUGAUCUUUUAAUUAUUUGCAGACCUGAGCUUUUGAGUAUAAGACAGAGAGCAGGUGGGCAGGUGCCAAAUCAAACUAUUACUUUACCUCUUAUCUGAAAGACAGUGGAACGGACUUAGGGAAGGCCCAACUGCAUUACUAGAUUGUGUCUGUACUCUCGGGGUAAAGGCUGCAGUUGGCCAGUGGUCUCUCAGCGGAUGUAGGCUCUAUCACAAUUUGUCUUUCCUUGGCUCCUCACAUCCUGUCUCCUUGCCUAAUAUGGUUGAGGAUGAGGAGAGGGGAUGUAAGGAUUCAAGGACAUUUUAAUUGAGAAAGCCGUAGAAUGGUGGCCGUUACUGUGAAUCCCCCCUCCCUCCCUACACACUGGAACCCUGUAGCGCUCAGCAAUACAACUAGCAAGCAAAGGGCAUUGGAGGAAGAGUGGAAGGGGCACGCGUUUCCAAGCAGUUAGCGGUGAACCAACAAUCAGAUAUACAAUCACUACAGUACUACUGCAUUAUUUUGAUUGUCGUAUGUGCUUUUGAGAAAAAAUAAAUAUGUAGCCAUUAUGUGAUCCUCUGAUUUCUGGUAUUUUGAGGGUAUAAUUUUGUGUACCUGAUUUUUAUUUUUCAACCACAGCUACUUGUACAGAGCUGAUUUCACUGUACAGACGUUUUAAACCCCAAACCACACUACAAUCUUCUUAGUUGAUCAGACCUUGGCCUUCUUGUGAGAGGUGAUUUUCUUUCAUAUAAACUUCAGAAAGUCCAAUAACAUUUAACUUCAGAUUGACUGGAAUAUUGAAAUGCACAUUAUGUAAAUAUACAUGUCAUAUUUAGAUUGUAGUUGAUGGAUAUAGCAUGAGGUUCUUUCUAUUGUUUUUAGAAUAUAGAAGAAAAGAAGCAAAAAAAUCCCUGAUGAAUUAAUUAUUCCAUAAUAAGAUUUGUCCUGUUUAUUUUGUAUAUCUAUGUUUUUAAAUUGUUUCAAUUUAUGAGCCAAAUGGCCCAAAACGGUCACUCUUCCUUCCCCAGAUGAGACUCAUUUCUUUCUAAGGUGGUCUGAUGAAAAUUCCCUCAAAUUAAACCCUGAAUCAAUAGUUUUACAAUUUUCACACUACUGAGGUGAGCCAAACUAAGCCGAACCGAGUCGGACUGGGGUGGCCUGGUUAAGCAUCCACCAUAAAAAAAUGACAAUGUGAUCGGAAAAUAUCAGAGCCAGCAAAUGAUGGUUUGGGUUUGCUCAGUAGUGUGAAACCGGUCAUUGUUUUACCUCAGACAUCCUAGCUCAGACCCCAGAUGUUACUCUACAGCAUUGAGAUACCAUUGCUACAAUAUUCCAGCAGUGUUGCAAGAAUGUUAUCCCUUGUAUGUGACCAGCAGACAGUGUUUUCUGUAACACACUUUCUCUCAAAACAACACUAAAGCUAAACCUAGGUUAGCUUCAGUUCUGUAUUUGCUGAUAGUCAAACAGUGUGACUUGGCACAAAUGACUGUUCAGUUGGCUAGUGGACUUGCCAAUAGUUUUUAUUUUUUUUUGCAAGUUAUUUAACAAACUUUUUCAGAUGCCUGGUUGGAAGUGGAUGUUAAAUAUUGUACAGAGAAAUUGUAUGCUAUUGUCCCUAAAAUAAAGUAUAGUGACUGCUCAUUGCUGCUGA